Bolinopsis microptera is the source of this 1451-nucleotide messenger RNA. Its product is annotated as 26S proteasome regulatory subunit 10B. Gene Ontology annotation, cellular component: cytosolic proteasome complex; proteasome regulatory particle, base subcomplex. Gene Ontology annotation, molecular function: ATP hydrolysis activity; ATP binding; proteasome-activating activity. The record is from RefSeq and is a predicted model, not a curated record. Bases 25 to 1200 code for a protein of 391 amino acids. Gene Ontology annotation, biological process: positive regulation of RNA polymerase II transcription preinitiation complex assembly. Lineage: Eukaryota; Metazoa; Ctenophora; Tentaculata; Lobata; Bolinopsidae. The transcript has 2 exons.
AUUACAUUAUAGGUAAUUUGAGACAUGACUGCUGAUGAAAGGCGAGAGCGAGCACUGGUGGAAUACCGGAAAAAGCUCAUGGAGCACAAAGAAAUUGAUGCUAAGCUCAAGAAAAUGCGUGAGGAACUGAAAGACCUUCAGAAAGAUUUUGACAAAUCCGAAAAUGAUCUUAAGGCUUUGCAAAGUGUAGGUCAGAUAGUGGGUGAAAUGCUGAAACAGCUGACUGAAGAAAAGUUUAUUGUAAAGGCAUCCAAUGGUCCACGUUAUGUGGUUGGUUGCAGAAGGCAAAUUGAUCGUGCUAAGUUGGUGCCAAGCACCAGAGUUGCUUUGGACAUGACUACCUUGACAAUUAUGAGAUGCUUGCCUCGAGAGGUGGACCCUCUGGUUUACAAGAUGAGCCAUGAGGAUCCUGGUGAUGUGAAGUACUCCAAUGUAGGAGGUCUAGGUGAGCAGAUCAGACAGCUACGAGAGGUUAUUGAGUUACCUCUCAUCAACCCAGAGCUCUUCCUUCGUGUUGGUAUAACCCCUCCUAAAGGAUGCCUGCUGUACGGUCCUCCUGGAACAGGAAAAACACUUCUUGCAAGGGCAGUUGCUUCUCAGCUGGAAACAAACUUCUUGAAGAUUGUCUCCAGUGCUAUUGUUGACAAGUAUAUUGGUGAAAGUGCCCGAUUGAUCAGAGAAAUGUUUAACUACGCCAGGGACCACCAGCCUUGCAUUAUUUUCAUGGACGAGAUCGAUGCUAUUGGAGGACGUAGGUUUAGUGAGGGUACUAGUGCUGAUCGUGAGAUCCAGAGAACUUUGAUGGAACUUCUUAACCAGAUGGAUGGAUUCGAUACUCUUGGUAAAGUAAAGAUUAUCAUGGCUACAAACAGACCAGACACACUGGAUCCUGCUCUUCUCAGGCCCGGAAGACUGGAUAGAAAGAUCGAAAUCCCUCUACCUAACGAACUUUCUCGAAUGGAUAUUCUCAAGAUUCACUCCUCUAAGAUAACAAAACAUGGUGAGAUCGACUACGAGGCCGUGGUGAAGCUCUCAGACGGUUUCAACGGAGCUGAUUUGAGGAACGUGUGUACUGAAGCUGGAAUGUUUGCUAUCAGAGCUGAGAGAGAUUACGUUAUACAGGAAGAUUUUAUGAAGGCUGUAAGGAAGGUCUCGGACACCAAGAAAUUGGAGUCUAAACUGGAUUACAAGCCUAUCUAAUUUACGGACUGAAUUUUGAUACGGACAGUAGAAAUCAAUGUGUUCCUAGUUUUUGUAGGGGAAUUGUGUAAUUAGAACUUUUGGGAGUUGAUCUUCUGACGAUAAGUUUGUUUCACUACACGGAGUUGUAUAUAAGGUUGGGCUGAUCAUAUUGUAUUGUUCCAAAUUAAUUUGUACGUUCAUUGCUGUGACAUAAAAAAGUCAAUUUGCAAUAAUUCUGUCUGUGAUUUGUGCUCGUACUAUGCAUUCGA